UGCAAGAUUAUUUAUAUUUCGAAACAAAAAAAAUUCUUGUACAUAAAUCGGAACGAAAUACUUCAAGGCUCUAAGUAGUCAGAUUGGAAAUUGAAAAAAGUUACUGAACAUGGCAGAUUAUAUGCUUUGUAUCAUAAAGAUUUAAGAAUAUGAGAUUUUCAAGAAAUUUCCGAAACAAGACAACUUUUUACCAAGAACUCAAGGAAGGUGAACGAUAUUUCUACAGAAUGAACUGGAACAUAGAUUCUUGCUAAAUGUUAAUCGUCGGCGUAUGAAGACAUUUCAGAGGAGACUUCUAUAAAGAUGACCAUAGGGUACAACGCCAUGGACGAAGUAAGAGACUGUUCCCGAGAAACUGUUUUUCAAAGGGAUCCUGGUUCAUCGAAUUUUCAGAAAGCCCGAUAAUGAUUCGAGCUCUUUCCGCAGCUAUGGUUUUUGAAAAAGAGGCGAAGGAAAAACAUAAGAUGGAGCAGUUGGUGUGCGAGAUGCAGAAUCCUGAAACAGGAGUUCCAUUGCGCAGACAGAAGAUGUUUCUCACCACAAUUCCCUCAGCUUUCUUAGCCUAUGAUCUUGUGGAAUGGCUGAUGGAGCGGUUGAACAUUGAAGAAUUAGUCUCUUUGUGUCCUUUGGCAGAAGCAGUUCAUUUAGCCAACCUUCUGUGCCAACAUGGUUACUUUUUUCCUGUCGGCGAUACUAGGUCUCUAGCUAUCAGAGAUGAUGGCUCUCUUUAUAGGUUUCAAGCUCCAUAUUUCUGGCCAUCUCAUCACCAACCAGACAAUACAGAUUAUGCCAUUUAUCUGUUAAAAAAAUCUAUGAAGAACAAACAGAAGCAUGGUUUAGAAGAAUAUGAACAAGAGGCCUUGGCUCGGCUAAAAAAACUGCUAUGCCAUAAAUGGGAUUUCAUCCAAUUGCAAGCUGAAGAACAAGCCAAUGUAGCUAAAGACAAGAAAAAAGGAGACAGAUUAGUUUUAGAAAGCCAAGAAAAGUCAUAUUGGCGUGUACACAGACCUCCCCCUGGUACUAUUAGUUGCCUUGAGAGGACACCUCUAGCUAAUAGGAAAGUGAAGAAAAAAGGUGUCGAUGAUCUGAAAAGAGAAAAAACAUUGUUGUUAGAGAGUCUUACCAAACCAAAGGUUAAAACUAGUCAAAUUGUUGAAAGCCUUUUGAAUCAUUGUCAAGAGUACAUCGAAUUCGAUGCCUUUGUAGUGGGUGUUUUGCCUUCAAAUCCUUGGAUAACAGAGGAUACUACAUUAUGGACACUCAAUAAUCGAGAAGUUGAGGUACCUACAGAGCAACGAGUAAAGUUGUGGGCCAUCUCCUUAGAAGACUUACUUAACGAUCCAACUGGGAUUAAAGAAUUUGAGCGUUAUUUAAGAUCUGAAUACAGUCAUGAGAAUAUCUUGUUCUGGAAAGCAGUACAGUCUUUGCGAAGAGGGGGCAAGUCAGAUAUAGAGAGGAAAGUUCAUGAUAUAUACAAUGAAUUUCUUGCACCAAAUGCCCCUUGUGAAGUAAAUCUGGACAGUAGUACAAUAGAAACUGUCCAAGAAGCCAUGAGAAAGCCAUCGCGCUAUACAUUUGAUGCUGCCCUUUUACAUGUGUACUCACUCAUGGAGAAGGAUACAUACCCACGGUUUCUUCGAUCAGCCCAUUACCGAGAUUUACUUCUAAAUUCACUACAUCCAGCUCAGAAGAAGAAGUUCUUCAAUUUUGGAGCAGGUAUGAAGAAACGAAUGGCUAGUUCCGGUGCUAAAAGGAGACCUAAUCCUAGUCACUUAUCUGGUAGCUCUGUGGAUCUGACACAUAUGAGCCACAGUUUGGAAAUGGAAGAGCCAUCAAUGUCGAGUAGGCAUUCCCACUCUACCAGUGAUCUACAUGACCUUGGCAUUCCUGGAGAGAACCUUGCCUCCAGCAGGUUGUCUUCACCAUCCAGUUCACGUGACAAUGUACCGGAGGACAAUCCCCAUACUCUUCAGGUGCCCCGCCUUUCACCAGGCGGUGGUGAACCCGAAACUACUUUAGGGGUGUCUUUGACAGUACCAAGCCGCCCUGCCAGUGUUGUUGCACCCUGGGAUAUGGAGGGUUAGACCUCUUCCCUCCUCUCUGCGUUGGACAUACUCAAUGUCUAGAAUGCCCUUAACAUCGUUUACAUUUCUUCAGUCAAUUUCUAUCUAGGCCAAGGAGCGCGAAAUGGUUCGCGGUCUUUAUUUUAUGGUUCUCAUGUUCAUUUUUUGUGGAGAUAUUUUGCAGUAAUACCUCAAAAUACGAGAGUGUCAUACUUUUUUUCAACAGUGAAAAAAUUGUGAUUGUAUUUAAUAAUUAAAUGUUCAUUCUGUUUUAUCAGUGAAUUUUAUAAUUUUCAUCAUAAGUUGACCAGAAAUUAGCAUUAUUCAUUUAAAUCUUAGAAAUUAUCAUUACUAUAUUUUAUAAUUACUCUUCUUUUCAUUGAGCUGUUGAUUUUUUUUUUAUGUCCAUAUGAAUCUGAAAUUUCAAGGCCAUAUUAAGUUUUAAGUCAUUACAUUAUAAAGACUCUCCGUUGUAAAUGGAUACGUUGAUUAUUAUAUGUUGAUAUUAUUUUUUUUUUACAUUGUGUUGUUGAAAUAUUAUAAUGCAAGUUUUAUGAAAAUAUAGUAACAGAUAUUACUUUUUUCAUCCACAUAUUAAAGACUUGGAUGUAUUAUUUACAUACGGAUAAACAAUCUAACAGUGAGACUUGAUGUUGUAAAAUUUAGAAUGAAUGUGAAAUGCUGCACAAAAAUAGAACUUAACCUAUAGGGCCACACACAUUAAUACAGCAGUUGAACUUAACUCAGUAUUAGAUCUUAAUGCUCAAUUACAUAUUGAGCACUGCAUGAUUAAGAAGUGGAUCUUAUAAAUAAAUAUUAAUUUUAGUUUAAAAUUCUUUUGUUACGAUAUAGAAAAAUUGGUUUUAAAUUUGGAGGUUUGUUCUCUCUCAGGGUAUUGCUAAUUUGAAGAUAAAAAAGCUUUAUUAUGAGGAAAACGAAUUAUUUUCCUUUGUGCUAUUUUUAGUUGUUAAAAUAUCAUUUAUUGGAUUUCAUUUAAAUGUGGUGAAAGUUUGUGGAGUUUUAUUAAAACAUGUCUGAUUUCAUUUAAUUUUUAAAUUGAAAAUAGUAUUAUUUAUACUUUCAUCUAAUUUUCUCAUUUAUAUUGCUGCACUUUUUAUCUCAUAUGUAUGCUUCUAAUAUUGAAAAAGAAAACAGGAAAUAUGUAUUAUUAUUAGUUAAAUUGCAUAACAUAAUUUGGGGUAUAUUAAGUUGUUAUUUUCCUCAGUUUAUUGCUUAUACCAAAAAAAGGUAUGUUUGGAAUGUGUAUUAUUCUAUUAAGAGAAAUUACUAUUAAGAGACUUUGAAUAGAAUGAAUUUCUUAUGUAUUGGUGAUAUAUUCUAAAUAAACAAAAAAAUGGGGAGAGGGUUCAGGUUGAGAAACUGAAAAAUUUCAUGAUGAACAAAUAUAGUAUAAAUCAUGGUGUCCACCUCUGAAUCAUGGGUAGGGAAUUGAGAUAAGAGCUAGAAUUUGAAAAUAGGGGGUUAAAAAAAAAGGUGCAUUUCUUAAGAAUUUGGUUCAGUGGCAUGUUUGUCAUAGCGUACUUUGUGAUUCUAAUAACUGUUGUAGAUUUUAUUAAUUUAUUAUAGUAGAAUGUGAUACAGUGUUGUUAUAUUUAGAAAUUAAAAGGAUACAUAUACUGAUCUCAGAGUGCUGUCAUUUGAACGUGAUACUAGUUCAUAAGUGAGAGCUUUUCUUAAGUACCAUGUCGAAAACAGAUUUUUACAUCAUAUUUAUUGUCAUUUGAUGUAAUAAAUAAUAGAAGAAAACAUGGGAAAUUUUAUUCUUUUUGAUCACUGCUGUUCUAACUUAACAAACUGGUUUUGUAUAUUUUUUGAACAUAUUUUUAUAUUUGCUGCUAUUUUAUUAUUUUAAUAAUGAAAACUUCUCUUACAACAAUUCAUGGUAAUUGUACUAAACUUCCACUCUGACAUUUAACAAGAAAAUCUUUAUACUCUUAUUUUUAAACCUUAUAUCUGCAUUGUACAAGAAUGGACAAAUCUUAUUGCGAUAAAAUGUAAAAGAUAAAUAUGAAAUUCUUGUAAUACCAUGAUAAUUUUUUAUGUAUGAAAUUUUUUUUGAAGGCUAUUGAAUUGCUUUUAAUAUUAACAAUGAAAAAGAAAAUUAUUUUCUUUGCACCUGUUAAAAAAAUAACACUUAUGCUCAAUGUACAAUUUUUUUUUAAUUAAUACUUUCAAAUAGAAUUUUCUGAACAUUUACAGCAAUUUUAGUUACAUACCAUCUAGCACAGAAAAUGAUAACUUUUUGUUUUAUUAUUUUACCAUUUUGCAUGCAUUUUUAUAGAUAGCUAUUAUAUAAAUAAGUUUGUAUGAGAACUUUCCUUGAAAUUAAAAUUAUUGCCAUUUUAAACAUUUCCUUGCAUGCAUAUUGUAUGGCUAAUUUAGUAGCAGUGUCUUCUUUUUCGUAUAGGAUCUAAUAUUUGGAAUUAGGUUAUUUAUAUAGAGACUAUGAAGGUGCUUUAAUUUAAAAAUUCUAACAUUUCAGAGUAUUAAUGCUCUAAGAGGACAUGUGUACUAAGAAAUUGUUGUUGAAGUUUCAAUAAUUAUUAUUUUCUAUCAGAUUGUAUUACUAAGCAUAGAUAUUAUGUAAAUAAGUUAUUCAUGAAAUAUUUAUCUGUGCUCCUCUUGUAAUAAUGAACUAAACAACAGAUCUGAUUAUUAUUAUUAUUUCUGAAAGCGUACUUAAGGAAAGAUUUGAGUACUAUGAAAACUCCUCUUUCUGAUUGUAAGGAGAGAUGUUUGCCAUUGUAAUUGUAAAUAAAAUGCUUUUUGCUGAA
This is a messenger RNA of Argiope bruennichi, 4858 nucleotides long. Its product is annotated as regulator of G-protein signaling 11-like. Bases 405 to 2084 code for a protein of 559 amino acids. Lineage: Eukaryota; Metazoa; Arthropoda; Arachnida; Araneae; Araneidae. Gene Ontology annotation, biological process: G protein-coupled receptor signaling pathway; regulation of G protein-coupled receptor signaling pathway; intracellular signal transduction. The transcript has 16 exons. The record is from RefSeq and is a predicted model, not a curated record.